AUGCGACACACUAUAAACAACCCUAUAGUUGGAAUGCGACCACAUGUCGUGGAGUCGUUGAAAGUUCCUGUGAUCACUCCUGGUUUGAAGUUAUCGGAACAGAAUAAUAGAUCUAAUUCGGUGUCUACUGAUGGGAAUAGGAGCAACAGAUUGCAAUUGCCGAGGAAACAGUCGCAUCCUGAACGGGUGAGAACUUACAGUGAUGAUACCGGCGAGAUGCACCUUGAACUUUCGGAGGCUCUACUCAAGAUGCCUUUUUUCGACAUCAACAGAUUCAAGCUACCGCAGCAACCUGCUACUAUCCAAUCUGACGUUUCUCGAUGCGGAAAGCAAAGGCUAAAGCAGCUCCGCGCUAAAGCAGUUGAUCGACUGGAAGCCCUGGAACGACCACUUAUGACUUUAAGUGGCGGGUACGUCGAUGGUGUUAUCGCUUGCGCUCGCCACCACCAUAAGAAUGCCGAGGAUGAACUCCUUCAGGAAGGUCUAGCCAAGAUUGAGAGGGAAUACAGGCGCAGCAUCGCUCCGCUGAAUUCUGAAUCGACGGUGCGCUCGCGUUCAUCUUCCCCUAGGGGAAUCCGCAGGAAGAAGACUUCUAUGUUCGUGCCGGAUUCGAGUUUUGCUGAAUGGCAUGGCUCAGCUGAACUUGUACAACAGCAAAGGUUGAAGGAGGCGAUGAAGAGGAGUAGCGAAGCUCAUACACUUUGGGUGCGAAUGGCGUUGGAGGCUGAUGCGAUGGAAGAGAAGGAGCGUGCUGGGUGGAUUCAGCGCUCGCAAAUGCGGAAAGAAAAAAGGGAACGCAGCGAAGAAAGAGUGAAAGCGAAGAUCGCCGAGGUUAGAUCGUUUAAGGCUGAGAACUCAAUCGAUUUGAAAAAAUUGCAAUAUGAACGCGGCAAGUUCCUCGCUGAGAAAAGGGUCCGUGCGGAAGUUGAAAAGUUCAGAGUGGACGUCCAUGCAAAAAAAGAGACCGAGAUUAAACGGUUUUUCACACAGUACACGAUACGUCUGCGAAAACGGUUAUUGCCUAUAGCAUGCCGGUUCAGUCUUGAUAAGGGCGCAAUGCUACAUCGGUAUAUGGCCUUGGCCACCUGUCUGGCUAGUUCGAGAGCGCUCGAUAUCUCACAUUUUCAGUCGGCUGUGAGCUGCUUACAAGCUGCUGGAAUAUGGUGUCCACGCGUGCAAGCUUUAAUGGAGACGGACUCAGCCGAGAGAGCGGAGCGAAGGCGCAGUUCACUGCAGAACCCGACAGCGGCAUCAGCCGCGAGAUCAGCUUCUGCAGCUUCUAUUUUCGAGGAGUACGCCAACAGGUCGCCCCGGGAGUCGGCGACUUCUAGCGGGGGAACGAUCGAAAAACAGCAACAAGUGGUUUCGGGCGCGCGCGAUUUGCAACAGCAACCACAGCCUGUACAAGAACUACAGCAAAGGGAGUCGGUGAAAAAGGCGGAGCGAAGCCGUCAAAGUGUGCUCGAGACGUUUUCCAACCCUCCAGCUCCUUACACGGUCCACGGCCAAGCACAACCUAGGACCAGGAUGACUAUCGGAAUACCACUACCUUACAUGGGGACUCCAUCACCACCAGUAUGGCAACAGGCUCCAUUUGCUCCCUACAAGCCUUUCCCUACUGAGGGUUUCAACUUCCCUGUGAAGCCGAUCUCGAGUGCGGGGCGCUGGUAG
Perkinsus marinus ATCC 50983 is the source of this 1671-nucleotide messenger RNA. RefSeq lists its product as hypothetical. The coding region runs from base 1 to 1671 and encodes 556 amino acids. Lineage: Eukaryota; Perkinsozoa; Perkinsida; Perkinsidae. The record is from RefSeq and is a predicted model, not a curated record. The transcript is spliced from 17 exons.